AUGUCUGCUAACAAGGGCUGGUGGGUGCCACCUGAGGGUGAGGACAACCUGACUGAGAAGUUCCUAAGGAAAACCAGGGAGUCUCCAUUGGUGCCUAUAGGUGUAGGAGGCUGCCUGGUGGUAGCAGCGUACAGGAUUUACCGGCUGAAGGCUCGAGGUUCCACCAAGUUGUCCAUACAUCUGAUUCACACCCGAGUGGCAGCACAGGCAUGCGCUGUGGGCGCGAUCAUGCUCGGUGCCAUGUACACAAUGUACAGAGAUUACAUCAAGAGGGCGUCAGAGGACCCCGAGAAGUCAGACUCCUGA
This is a messenger RNA of Cricetulus griseus (Chinese hamster), 306 nucleotides long. The record is from RefSeq and is a predicted model, not a curated record. NCBI's taxonomy places the organism in Eukaryota, Metazoa, Chordata, Mammalia, Rodentia, Cricetidae.